UUUAAAGCUGUAAGUAUAAGAAUAAAUAUAAUGUAUAAAAGUGGAAGCACAUCGUCGAAAUCAGUGACACACAUCUCUAGCUACGAUGAUGAUGACGACGAAGACGAACUUUCAGAAGAAUCCUCCAUAAAUUGGAGCAAUUUGAUAUUUCUUCCAUUUCAUCCUGUCUUCAAAUUUAUGGUUCUGUUAUCGGUGAUCGUGAAAAGCACAUUUGGCCCAUUACAAGCAGUGUACCCCAUUGUGUAUUGUUCAGAUGUACUGGAUUAUAACAUCUAUUUGUUUUUAAUAAAGUAUUUUUAUAUGUAUUGUUCUGACGUUAUCUACGGCAUCGAUACCUGUCUGCAUAUAAUGCAUAGGCAAGUUACAGAUGAAGCAAUGAGACGAGAGUUUUUGCCUAAAUCAGCUUUUUUGCUUCUGAUUGAUAUAUUAUGCAUCAUUCCAUUCUUUCACCUUAUGAGCUAUGCUGUUUGUGCAGAGGUGGCCUUCUGGCCCAAUAUGUUGUCUUUCGUGGAAUUUAUAACAAUUUAUAGGGUGGCAGAAUAUUUUUCCCUUCUCACUACACAUGAUAAUAUUAAACUUUUUGUCGGUUUUACAAUAAUGAAUGUUAUUACUGUAAAUUGUAUCACAUGUGUUUUAAUGUUGAUGACUUACAUUGGCCUCUGUGAUUCUUGUACUGGCACUGGUUAUUACAAGGAUUGGAGGAAAUACGUCAUGUAUAAGCUGAAUGAAACAAGCGAAACGUUUACAACUUAUGUUUACGGAGCUUCGUUUAUUUUUUUCUUUCCCGUAAAUUAUAUGUUCGACGAAAUCAAAGCUUCUACUUUGGUGGAAUAUGUCUUCUUUAGUGCACUCAUGAUAUUUUUCUAUCUCAUCUCAACUUUUGUUAUCUUUCCCAAAAUGAUAGGUGAAUCAUUGUUAAAGUUACAUUGUAUUUUUUCGUUUCACCCACGAGUACAGAUUAUAAUAGGCGAAGCAAAGAGAAGGAAUCCUUCGCCAAAAGCAUACGUUGAUGUGAAGAAUUUUUAUGCAUUAAUGUGGAAGAAACACGAUGGUAUAACGCGUCUUCCUAAUAUAAUGUCGGAAUUACCUCGAUAUCUAAGAGUGGAAAUCAAGCAGGAUCUCGUUUGGGCCGUAUUUUACCAUAGUCCAACUUUAAGAAGAACGUCACGCGCUUUCCAAAGAUGGUUAUGUGAUUUUAUACAUUUAGAUUACAAAUUACCAGGUUCAAGAUUUUUUGUCGGGCCCCAUUGUCAGUCACAUUUGUAUUAUAUAAAAUCUGGAAUAGUUCAACUGAUAUCAAUGGACGAUGGAAUAACUCCUAUAAUUUCAUUUACAAGCGGUACUAUUUUCGGGGAUAUAAGUUUCUUCUUGUCACUAAAGCGAAUAGCAAUGGUGCGUUGUCUCACAUAUUGUGAAGUAUUUUAUUUACCCCGUGCGGAUAUUUUGAAAGCUAUGCAUAAGUUCCCAGUAGACAGGAAAGCUAUCUUACAACGCGUGAAGGAAAAAAUCAAGCAUGCUCAUACGCUUUAUUCGUGUAAAACGCACGUAAGAGGAUUGGACAGGGCCGAAGAUGAAGGCAUCGCAUGGCUAAAAAAGCGAUGGUGGGAGAUAUCAGAGGUUGUAUCACAUUUCAACGUGCCAGAAGAUCAACAUUCUAAACCAUGCUUAAAGUUGGCGGCAGAGGAAGUUGUCUACCACUGCCCAAAAUAUCUUGGACAAUUAGUUUUGUGCACAGAUGGAGAAUUGAGGAAGCAUUCUUUGUUUGCAAGCGUUCGUUUUCCGUUACUUCUAGUUCCAAAUUCUAGUUUUAGUGUGGUAUGGAACAGAAUUGUUGUAGCUACUGUUUUCCUCGUCCUAAUAUUUUAUCCACCAAAUAUUACAAGGCCAGAUGUACCAGUUUGGUUUAAUUUUUUUCAAUUUUGGACUGAUAUUGUUUAUUUGGCUGAUGUAUGUGUAUCAUUAAUAACAACGAUGGAAAAUCAAGAAACAGGUCGAGUUUACUUUGCGUCUGUGAUGUUUGCUCGUUUUAAAAAUGUCUGGUUCUUUAUUGAUAUAUUGUCAGCGACAUGGUUCGAGACUUACGUGAGGCUCAUCGGAACACCUCAAUACUAUUACAUAGUACAGUUCAAUCGAUUAUUAAAGAUAUACAUCCUCUUUCCUAAUUGGAGUUUUGGGAGAGAUCCUUUGAUUCAUGUAAUUGUUAAAGUUUGCUUAAUUCACUUAAUAUUCGUGUAUAUAAUGAGUUACUUGACACUUGCAUUGAUGACAAUUAUUCCCGAUUUGAGUCCUGUUAGUUUCUUUGGCGAGAUAUUUUGUAAUUGGGGAGUACCUAAGAAUCUAUGUAUUUACAAAGUUAAUCACGUGUUCGAAAUAUUUCUAGCAUGGGUAUUGGAAUUUCUCUUUUCGCAUAAUACCACUCAAAAUUUAACCGAUGUUUACGUGUCAACUGUGACUAUUUAUUUCGGUUAUAUAAUCUUCAUUUACUGUAAGACAGCUUUAAUUGGAAUAUUUCACGCUUAUAAUACUGGUAUAUCGAAGUAUCAAUACUUUGUGAUUAAUAUCACGAAUCAUUAUAAGCAAUUUAAAAUACAUCCAGAACUUUUAAGACGUUUAAAUCGGUAUAUGAAGUGCCAUUGGAAAUAUUAUAGAGGAAUGGAUGUUUUAUAUCCUAAUGUAUUGAAGAACGAGCCCUACGAUAUCUAUUGGAAAGUACACGGGGAAGUGGCAGAGAAUAUAAUAAGACAGUCUCCGCCUUUUCUGUUGGCCGAUUACGCCCUUAUCAGGGAACUCGCCUACAACGCUAAGUUUAUUUUGCUUCCCAAGCUAUCUACCGUUAUUAUUUUUGGUCUCCAACCGAAAAAUGUAACAUGGCUUGUACAAGGAUACAUUAAAAGUGAAUACCAUAACAAAGAAGGUGAACUUAUCAAAAGUAUGUACAAGCCGGGUGAUUUGCUUGCAUUCACAUCGGUCUUUUUCAACAAACCCCCACUUAGAACAUACAUGGCAUAUACCGAAUGUGAGGUUCUAUUCAUAAAUAGAACGACUUUCUUUAAAAUCUUAAAGCGUUAUCCGCUUGAAUGGUCGCAAUUCCAACAUUGUUUGGAAGAAUUUAAGACGAGGUUUGAAGAAAUGACACAAGAUGUUAUUCAAAAACAUAGAGAUUAUCAGAAGAAAUUACGUCACCGUAUUUUUCAUUCCAAGCAUGAAGAAAGACGUUCUAGCCAAACAAGAGAAUCGAGUGUAACUCAACGCUUAACGAUGAUAAAUAUAACGCCUACGGCACCAUUCUGGCAUUACUGGAUGCUCCUUCGUGUUAUAGUUGUGUGUAUUUCAAUUAUCACUAGGUCUAUACAAGGUGGCAUUGGAGCUUACUGGAGGUGGCCAUUGAUGAUUGCAGGAUCAUUUUGCGACAGCAUCGGAUUGAUUGAUAUUGUUUUAAAGCUAUUUAUGCCGUACUACGAUGAGCGAGGGAUUCUUAUAACCGAUUUUAGAUGUUGCCUCAGACACUAUUUAACUGGAACCUUCCUGAUGGAUGCUAUUGGUGUUCUACCAAUAUAUGAAAUAUACAUCGUAGUGAUGAGUAAAGUUGUUGAAGAUGAAGAUGCAUUGAUUAUAAAUACAUUCAGUCGAUUUGCACAUUUGUAUAUAGUUAUUGGAUAUUUUGACUACCUAGCCGAUAAUCCAUCGGCGAAUAUUGCUUAUAUUAUGAUGAUUAAGUGGCAAUUGAUAUCAGUUCUUUUGAUGUUCGCGGUCAGCCACUACUUUGUUAAGAUAUGUAUCAAAUUUAACUGGGACGCUCAUGGACAUUUUAUCAAUGCUACCCUCGUAAGCAGAUGCUGGUUGCCUAGUCACACUGUUUUUGACAAUAAUACUGUUACCUACGAAGGUAUUGGUAUGAUUUUCGCACAAAGUUUAAAUUUCGCUCAAAAUGGACUACUUAGAAUUGAUUUGGGAAAUUUUGAAGAAACUCGAAAAGAUAUUGGAACAUCCAUUGUUUUGUUGUUGCUUGGAUGUAGUUUUUGGUUUGUUCUUUGUUACAAUCUUACCUUAUUGGUAUUACAUUUCCGCGGGAACACAAUAUACCAGCAUGGAGUUUUUCAACUAAAAAGAUUUUUAGUUGCUGAAAGAGUAGACGAUAAACUUAUCGAUUAUGCUCAGGAGCAUUUCAAGUAUAUUUGGAAAAGGACCAAAGGCACCGAUGUUCAUAACUUGAUGAGCGAUCGUAUUGGUGUCGCUUUCAGACAAGAUUUGAGUUAUUACUUUUAUAAACAAACAUUUACAGCACUCAAUAGCGUUCUACAAGGUGGUGAACAGUUGGAAAGAAGUAUGGCAGCUGCAUCUAGGCAGAUGCACUUCUUGCCAGGCCAAGAGUUACUAAGAGAGAUGGACUUGACGCCGUGGGUAUGUGUGGUGCACCGUGGAAAUAUCGUUGUGAAGAGGGGCGAGGAAAAAUUGGCAGUACUGACGAAGGGUGCAAUAUUUGGUCAACUGGACGGACUGAAGCCACGACCAGUGCGUGUGUCGGCGGUAGCAGAAGGAUAUGCAGAUGUACUAGUAAUACCCAUUGCAGAUUUCCAAGAAGCUCUCAAUCAUGAAGCAAGAGCAAACAUGGAACGUCAUAUAAAACAUGACUUUAUGCCACUAAAAAAGACAGUAGUCGAGGAUCCAUACAAUACUGUACAAUAUAUUCUUCGUGGAAGGAAAUCACUCAAACUUCCUUGGAUGACAACAUACAUGGAAGCGAAUAUCGGGACUCGAUACGCCCAAUGGCUGUUUCUAACUUGGCUGAUCGAACCUGUGAUUAGUUCCACAGUGGUCCUCAUUUUAGAGACUGUACCGGAUGAUGUUAAAUACGAAAUUUUUAUACUUCUAGCCGUACUAGAUAUUGUACAUUUUCUCAGUUUUCUUUCCAAAUUCUUUGCAGCGGAGUUAACUGUCGUUGAAGGUAAAUGCGUAAUGCGUUUAAUUAAGUACAGAAGGUUUCUUAGAUGGGGUUGCUACUGCGACAUGUUAUCACUUCUUGUUCCUCUAUUAACAUUUGUGACUGACAACUGGUGGUACCAAUUGGCCAGGCUGCUUAGACUACGGUUACUAUAUGAGUUUCAUAGUUACUUCUGCACUGGUUUUCAGAGCAGAGUUGGACCAAUCUUGUUAAAGUUUUUGUCAGUAAUAUUGGUGCUUCACGCGAUGACAUGUGGCUGGAUGAUUGUAGCAUGUAGAGAUGAAGUGUUUCCUAUAAAAGUGCCAGUUAUUCCCCCGGAUGUAAAUGCUACAAUUGAUCACACGGAAUGGAUUCUGCCUCAAGACAGAAAAGGUGGAGGUUGUGCAAGAAUGACAAAGUCCUUUAUAGUCAAUGGGAAAGUCAGAUUCGGUUUUAUUGUGCCAAAAACCUGGGCGGCUGAUUACAUUGUAUCAAUGACGUACAUCCUAGUCUUGUACACGAGUACCGAAAUGGAAUCUGUUGUAUCACUAAAUGAAAAACAAGUUUACUACAAAAUUGUAAUAAAUUUUGUCAUAUAUCUAAUGGAUAUAUGGAUACUAAGCAGCGCAAUUAGUGCUGUCUAUACGAAGUUAAACGAUUUAUAUAAAUAUGACUACAAAGUGAUGAAGUUUUUAAUAUUUUUGAGAAACACUGGCUUGUCGCCGAUUCUGCUGCAGGCGGUGGACGAUUACACGAGACAUUUGUGGCAAAGACAAAGAGGUAACUGGUUACCAGAGUUAGUACAAAAUGCACCGCUAUGUCUUCGUGAAGAUAUUCUUGGAGCCCUAUACCUUUAUCAUUUGAAGUCACCUCCGUUACUAAAAGAUUUGCCUCAUUAUUUUCUAAGACAAUUGGUGACGAGAUUAAGCCGGGUUGUGGUUUUUCCAGGGAAGAUGAUUGUGCAAGAGGGGGACAUAUAUCCCUGUAUAUAUUUCAUCCACGAAGGAGAAGUUGAGAAAUGGGGAACAAAUAAAAGCGGCGAAAAAAAGUUGUUAAGCAUAUUGACUACAAACGAUUACUUCGGUUUUAUUCCCGGCCUCUUUCCUAAUUCGCCAUUUUUGUUUUCAUACGUGUCACGAACGGUUGUCGAUAUAGUUUCUUUGACGUAUAAAGAUUGGCAAGAUCUUUUGCAAGGUUAUCCUAAAGUGAAGUAUGAUUUAUACACAGCGGCAAAGCAACUGAAAAAGGAAAUACAAAAAACUAUCUUAUGAAUAUAUAUAUAUUUUUUAA
Messenger RNA from Papilio xuthus (Asian swallowtail), 6211 nucleotides. RefSeq lists its product as uncharacterized. Gene Ontology annotation, biological process: regulation of membrane potential; potassium ion transmembrane transport. The transcript has 28 exons. NCBI's taxonomy places the organism in Eukaryota, Metazoa, Arthropoda, Insecta, Lepidoptera, Papilionidae. The coding region runs from base 31 to 6192 and encodes 2053 amino acids. Gene Ontology annotation, molecular function: voltage-gated potassium channel activity. Gene Ontology annotation, cellular component: plasma membrane. The record is from RefSeq and is a predicted model, not a curated record.